This is a messenger RNA of Petromyzon marinus (sea lamprey), 1083 nucleotides long. RefSeq names its product tetraspanin-4-like. Gene Ontology annotation, cellular component: plasma membrane. The record is from RefSeq and is a predicted model, not a curated record. Lineage: Eukaryota; Metazoa; Chordata; Hyperoartia; Petromyzontiformes; Petromyzontidae.
GAGGUCGGCGCAUGCCUAUCCGAUGUACGAAUUGUGGACGGAGACGAGCCGGGCUGUUGUUGUUGAAGAUCGCGUUUAUGAACAUUAAGAAGUAGUGCGGCAACUGGCUCAGCAGUUCGCAUCAUCUAUCAGGAACACAACCGCCGGCAUGGGGAGGGCUUGCCACUACUGCCUCAAGUACCUGCUGUUCGUCUUCAACCUGGUCUUCUGGCUUGGUGGCUGCGGCGUGCUGGGAGUCGGCAUCUGGCUGUCCAUCACGCAGGGCGGCGUGGCGGCCGUGUCUCCCAACCUGCCGCUGCUGUCGGCCGCCAACCUGCUGAUUGCGCUGGGCGCCGCCGCCAUGCUGCUGGGCUUCCUGGGCUGCCUGGGCGCCAUCAAGGAGAAUCCGUGCCUCCUGCUCACCUUUUUCGUGCUCCUGCUCGUCGUGUUCCUGGCCGAGUUUGUGGGAGGAGUUCUGUUCUUCGUGUACCAGGGAAAGAUAGAGGACUGGGCCCAGGACGACCUGAGGCAGGGCCUUCACCUGUACGGCACCGAAGGCAACGUGGGUCUCACCAACGCGUGGAACACCCUGCACUCCGAGGUUGGCUGCUGCGGUGUGCACAACCACACCGACUGGUUCGCUGUGUUCGGUGAGCGCCGCGUGCCGGACUCGUGUUGCCGGGACCCUGCCAGUGGCUGCGGUUCCGUGCCAAGCUCUGCCUACGCCAGACCGGGCUGUUAUGAAAAGUUGAAGUCGUGGAUCAAAGACAAUCUCGCCUACGUUGGAAUCUUUUGCCUCGGAAUCGCGACCAUUCAGAUCCUGGGCAUGGUGUUUUCCAUGACAAUGUUCUGUCACCUUCGAGCCGAGGAGAAAGACUACGAGUGAUGGAGUCCAGCUGGUGUCCGCGUGUGUGUGCGCGUGUGUGUGCGCGUGUGUGUGCGCGCGUGUGUGCGCGCGUGUGCGUGUGUGUUUACUUGUCUUGAGUACAUGUGUGAGCAUGUAUGUGUGUGUGUGGCGAGCCGGUAGUGCAACGUUUAGCGCGCUGCGCUACGAACCCGGCGACCAGAGAUCGAUUACCGCUCACGGCCAACACCAGUGACGAU